Messenger RNA from Myxozyma melibiosi, 1806 nucleotides. RefSeq lists its product as uncharacterized. Gene Ontology annotation, molecular function: protein-phosphatidylethanolamide deconjugating activity. The coding region runs from base 126 to 1757 and encodes 543 amino acids. The record is from RefSeq and is a predicted model, not a curated record. Lineage: Eukaryota; Fungi; Ascomycota; Lipomycetes; Lipomycetales; Lipomycetaceae. The transcript is spliced from 2 exons.
GCAAUACAACGGGCACGUUGCGGAUUAGGGUUUGAUCGCCACCACGGUCGGCUAACCUCCACGCCGUCAAGCGGUGAGCAGAUCAGUAUCCUACAAAGUCCCGCCGGAGCCGUGUGCAUGGGGAGAUGAAUAACAUACAACGCCUGGUCGGCUAUCUUCUGGAUCCGGAGGCACUCAACGUGGACCAUGAUCUGCCGAUCGUGUGCCUCGGGCAGGAGUUUAGCGCGGAGCCGGACGCUGACAGGGAGGAUGGGCUCGAGCAGGAUGGCGGGGAGGCCGUCGAGGACGCGCAGGUGAUGGGCGAGGGCGACGAGCCACAACAGCCGCUGCGGAAUCAGCAGCAGCAGGCAGUCGAGACGCUCAAGCUGGCUAAGAACAGGAUCUCAAACUACAUCGCCCAGCUAAGGAACGACGAGGAGAAAGCAGACGAAGCCACGCGCAUCGAGCGGUCGACUAGCUGGCCAUCCGCAUUCGUGUCUACUAUCGAGUCACUCUACUACAUGAGCUACCGCACCGAGUUCCCUCUGAUCCCACGCUCAGCCUCCGGUCCGGCGCCGGUGUCGGUGUCUGCGUUGCUGCGCGGACAUGUAAACGAUCGAUCUGGCUUCACGAGUGAUAUCGGCUGGGGCUGCAUGGUCAGAUCAGGACAGACGAUGCUUGCAAACUCGCUCGCGCGACUACAUCAUGGAUCUAAACUACUGGCCUGGUUUGCUGACGAUCCACAGGCGCCGUUCUCGAUCCACAAUUUUGUUUACUACGGACAGGUCGCGUGUAAGAAGCUUCCCGGAGAAUGGUUCGGUCCAAGUGCGGCUGCGCGGUGCAUGAGCAUUCUGUGCUCGAGUUUUGCCGACUGUGGGUUGCGAGUUUAUAUAAGCGGUGAUGCUGGUGAUGUCUACGAGGACAGUUUCUUGAAAGUGGCGACUGAUGAGGACGGCGUUUUUCAUCCGACUCUGUUGCUCGUCGGGAUCCGUCUUGGGAUUGAAAAGAUCACGCCGGUGUACCAUGACGCACUCAAGUUCUCGCUUUCACUACCUGAGUCAGUAGGGAUCGCCGGAGGAAGACCCUCGGCAUCGCACUAUUUCUUUGCAUAUCAGGGAUCUAAUUUCUUCUACCUCGACCCACACUACCCGCGCAAGGUGCUCAAAUACAAACAAGACAUAUCAGAAUACACAGACGAAGACCUCGCAUCAGUUCACACAAGCCGAGUUCGCAACAUCAAGAUCGACACCAUGGAUCCCAGUAUGCUCAUCGGGUUUCUCAUCAAAUCGCGCAGUGAUUGGGAUGACUGGGUCUGUCGGAUCAGGGAGUUCCCCGGUCGCAAAUUCAUUCACAUCUCAAAGGCGGAGCCACAUUUCGGACAGUCAAAGCAACAGGAACAACCGCAGGCUGCGGCGGCGGUAAGUCACUCUAGUGCAGAAGCGGACAUAUCAGCCGGCGGAAGCGUGAUAUCGGAAGAUAGUAGUGGCAGUCUGCCGGACAAUUCGAUCCCAGACGACUAUGUCGACGUCUGUCGCGAGGAGGACGAGCAGGUAGACGGCACUGGUGACAGAUUUUCGGCUUCAUCCUCAGACAACGAGGGUGAUGACGACGACGAAGAGGAGGAUAUGACGGGCGUUCAGGUACUAGAAUCGGAUUGUGACGGAAGCAUGACGAUGUUAUCGUCUUCAUCAGUCGCUGCGCCCAACGUUGAAGAAACCACAGCGCAGGAUGGUGGUCUAAAGACUGAUGAAUGCGGUGAAGGAUGGCAGUCUUCAUAAACAUUUAGCUUGGGGAUGUGUGUAAAGUUAAGAAUAGUUUUUGCGGACA